CUAUCAUUUUCCAUAUACUAAUUAUCUAAGAAGUUGCUGUGCCAAGUUGCAUGAAGUAUCCUGUAUAAAUGUAUUUUAUCAAAUGUAAUAGUAUAUUUGGAUAUCUAAAGAACAAAAUAUCAUGUUUUACGAAUGAAAAUAUUUGUUCUUCAAUUAUUUGAAUAAUAUAUAAAAAUAUUUAAUGGAUUAUAUGCUUAACGUUUUUUUUCAUUAAAAUUUGAACCUAACUUAUUGAAACGUGUGAAUCUAACCUAUUAUAGUAUUUAAAAUUAUUGCAAUAUAUGCUUGUCAAUAUAAUGUUGUUGCGAACAUAUAAAUGGGAAAUGAACUGUCGGUUUAAGCAAUUUGCUCGCAAUUUUGGCAUUAUAAAGUUCCAGCCACUUCUUGAAUUUGAACAUACUGUUCGUAAAUUUCCAGUAACACAACUUGUUAGAUGCAAAUCUGGCACUCCUAUGAAUACCAUUAUAUUAUUUGUUCCACAACAAGAGGCAUGGAUUGUUGAAAGAAUGGGAAAAUUUCAUAGAAUUUUAAAUCCAGGAUUAAAUAUUCUUACACCAAUAAUUGAUAAAAUUAAAUAUGUUCAGUGUCUCAAAGAAAUAGCUAUAGAAAUACCUCAACAAAGUGCUGUUACAUCAGAUAACGUAACAUUAAAUAUUGAUGGUAUAUUAUACUUAAGAGUAGUUAAUCCAUUUUUGGCUUCAUAUGGUGUUGAUGAUCCUGAAUUUGCUGUAGUUCAGUUAGCUCAAACCACAAUGAGAUCUGAAUUAGGAAAAAUAUCUUUAGAUAAAGUUUUCAGAGAAAGAGAGGGACUUAAUGUUUGUAUUGUUGAUAGUAUAAAUAAAGCAAGUGAAGCUUGGGGUAUAACAUGUCUUCGAUAUGAAAUACGAGACAUAAGAUUGCCACAAAGAGUACAAGAAGCAAUGCAAAUGCAAGUAGAAGCGGAACGUAAAAAGAGAGCUGCAGUUUUAGAAUCGGAAGGAGCUAGAGAAGCAGAGAUAAAUAUUGCUGAAGGAAAACGUUUAGCACAAAUUUUGGCAUCAGAGGCUGCAAAACAAGAAGAAAUAAAUAAGGCAACUGGUACUGCAACUGCUUUAGUAGCUAUUGCUGAAGCACGUGCAAAAAGUUUAAAACUUGUUGCAGGUGCUCUCAAUUUAACCGAUGCAAAAAAUGCAGCAGCAUAUAGUAUAGCAGAACAAUAUGUUAAAGCAUUUAAUAAAUUAGCAAAAGUUAAUAAUACUUUAAUUUUGCCCAGUAAUGUCUCUGAUGUAUCUGCCUUGGUAACACAAGCAAUGACAAUUUAUAAACAAGUUAUGUCUCAACCUACAUUAGAUAGUCCGGAUGUAAAAGAAAAUAAAGAUCUUCUUAAUGAUGAUGAAUCAGAUGAAACUUUUGAGUAUUUCAGUGAUAAAGAAGAAGCAGAAAAACAUAGAAGGAGCAAAAGAAAGCGAAAUCCUAAAGCAUUGUAAAAUAUUUAUAAAUAAUAUAAAUAUAUUUUGAUUUUUACUAUCUCA
Molecule: messenger RNA, 1511 nt
Organism: Apis mellifera (honey bee)
Lineage: Eukaryota; Metazoa; Arthropoda; Insecta; Hymenoptera; Apidae
Gene: Stoml2
Product: stomatin-like protein 2, mitochondrial
Exons: 7
Coding region: 282-1466 (394 amino acids)
Cellular component (GO): membrane
Source: RefSeq, a predicted model, not a curated record